UAUCAAACCAACCCACCCACUCCCACCAUGUACUACUUUCUUGAACAAAUUCUAGAGCAAAAUUUGAGCUAACCACUACUAGAUCAUCAUGGAAGCUCUCAUGGAUCAAUUUUCCUUCCUAUCAGAUCAAGCCUUGCAAGACAAGAAUUUUGAUCCUGCAACAAUAGAUGAUCUAUUGAAACUCUAUGAAUUAGAAGCCUACAAGGCCUGGGCUUCCAUUGAAUCUGAACAGGAGAAAGAUGUCCAAGAAGCUGAAACCUUCAUGAAAGAUGCAGAGGAUUACCUCAACUCUGUUAUGGAAAACGCCAUGGAUGAAUUCCGACGAUUCGAGGAGGAAUUAGACUCUGUUUCAAAGGCUGAACUAGAAACCCUACUUCGAGUUGCAAAAAAUACAAAGAAGAUUGGUCAAUCGAUGGAAAAGGCAGCGACCAUUGCAUCCAAGAAGUAUAUGGAAGCUGCUCUUCUUUCGGCUACGGCAUCAAUGAAAUCGGCUUGGAAGGGAUUCUCAUUCAAUCCUAAAAAGGUUCAUCCUUCUUAAGAAACAGCUUUUGCUUUAACUAUGUAUCUUUU
Telopea speciosissima is the source of this 570-nucleotide messenger RNA. RefSeq lists its product as uncharacterized. The transcript has a single exon. The coding region runs from base 89 to 538 and encodes 149 amino acids. Lineage: Eukaryota; Viridiplantae; Streptophyta; Magnoliopsida; Proteales; Proteaceae. The record is from RefSeq and is a predicted model, not a curated record.